Molecule: messenger RNA, 813 nt
Organism: Ceraceosorus guamensis
Lineage: Eukaryota; Fungi; Basidiomycota; Exobasidiomycetes; Ceraceosorales; Ceraceosoraceae
Exons: 4
Coding region: 1-813 (270 amino acids)
Molecular function (GO): FMN binding
Source: RefSeq, a predicted model, not a curated record
AUGGCUUCGGCAGCAGCAGCACCUGUUGCGGAUCCAAGAUGGAAGACGCUGAUCGCAAAGAGCAUAGCUGAGAACAUCAAGAACGAUGGCUCUGUGUGUUCCCCACCUACUCCUCAAGUCCGAUACGUCGUUCACCGUGGCUUUGUGAACGAGAAGAGAGCAGAUACGCCAGAGGGUGUAGAGCCGGCGCUGGAUGGGUUUGCCUGUGGAACGGCGCUUUUAACCACGACGGACGUUAGGGCUCCCAAAGCGCAACAGAUUCGGGACAGCAUAGAAAGGACGGGAAGCGCUCAGGCUCAGAUUGCUUGGUGGCACGAUCCGUCGAAGCUGCAGUUUCGAAUCACGGGCACUUUGCACCUCGUGCCCCAUGCCAAUCAUCCAACACUCCGGCCUUUGCCCUCCGAAGCCGCCCCGCCGAAGAUCUCCGGUCAAUCAUGGGAUUGGCAACAAGAGCGCAAGAGAAUCUUUGAAAAGCUCAGCCCUUCCUUGUUGGCUUCCUUUGCCAGACCUACACCCGGCUCCGAUCAUCCUCAGGGCAAUUCUCGCGGCGACGGACCAGGCGAAGGAGAAGGCAAAGGAGAUGCGAGCCCUUGGCCUUUGGAACUACCAAAGCCUACGGACGAAGGAAUCACCGACGAACAAGAGAAGCUGCUAGAGAAGAGCAAUGAGAACUUCGCUCUCGUGGUCCUGCUACCUCGCGAGGUGGACGUGGUCGACCUCAAUCGAGACAGACGGAGCGUGUUCAAGCGCAAAAGCGAAGGCACUGGCAAAGGAGCUCAUGAGGAAUGGGAGGAGACGCGCGUAGUGCCUUGA